UUGGCAGUAUGUAGGGAGAGAGAACGGGAGAGGGUUAGAGGUGGAGCUGAGAUUGUUACCUCUGUUUCGAAUGGGGCAGUCACAAUCGUCUAUCAAAACGUCAACACAUUUCAGUGUGGUUCAUGGACAUAUCAAAGCGAUGUGGUAAACUUCCUGGUCGACAAAGACGAGAUCGACCUCGGUGACUUCUACGACAAUCAGGAGUGGUUGCUGAUGGACGCGCGACUACGCAAUGGUACCACUCGAAUGCAGGAGAACUCCAACGAGAGCGUAGCUAUGGUAUCAAUGAGACUGAGUCUCAAAACGCAGAAGCUUCUACUAUGUUUUCAAUUUGGUCUUUCCCACUACAUUGGUUUCACUGGUAGCCGUCAUUGGAUUCCAUGCUCCCAUCAAUGCAACGGGGAGGCGAGAAAGCAAAUUCAGGCUAGGAAUAAUGACACUGCUGUCAAUGUCCGUUAUGUUGCUGAUGUUGGUGGGCGAAAUGAAGUUUGCUAUGGAAAGCGUGCCGGGUCAGCGAGGGUCAUUCAGCGAUGUGCCAUUACUUGGAAUAUACUACAUGAGCUUGAUCUUCAUCAUUAG
Cooperia oncophora is the source of this 579-nucleotide messenger RNA. The record is from the annotation of a GenBank genome assembly. Lineage: Eukaryota; Metazoa; Nematoda; Chromadorea; Rhabditida; Trichostrongylidae.